This is a messenger RNA of Sinocyclocheilus anshuiensis, 2238 nucleotides long. RefSeq lists its product as uncharacterized. Bases 154 to 1689 code for a protein of 511 amino acids. NCBI's taxonomy places the organism in Eukaryota, Metazoa, Chordata, Actinopteri, Cypriniformes, Cyprinidae. The transcript is spliced from 7 exons. The record is from RefSeq and is a predicted model, not a curated record.
AUUUGCAAACUACAGCGUUACUCUGCGCUGGACUUAUGCAAGAUAUUAUAACCGCAUUACUGAGUAUUUGUCGUGUUGUUUGUGCGCUUCAUUGUUUUGUAUAAACACAUUUGCUUCACGGGGAAACGGUUGAGGCUGCGUAGCACAAGCGAGAUGAUGCUUGAAUCCAUUGAAGUUACAGAACGGCUCCAUUGGCCAGAGAUGGAAAUGUCUAAGAGUUGUGUCCUAAGCCCUAUGGAGAAGCCUGUGAGCCCCAGUCAGCUGCAUCUGGAGCGCAUAUCCUCUGGCGUUCUGAAGGACCUGUUUAACACAGCCACCAGCAGCUACAACACACUGCUGCAGAAAGAGUCAGAUGCUCAGGAGAGCCCUAAACACUCCUCCUACAAGUGCCCCAAACGAGUCUCCACGGCAAGGCAUCACGACAGACCCCUGCCGACCCUUGCACCUCUAACGAUGAGUGGCCUGGCUUUUGGUUGCAGAGACAGCAGGCACUCUCAGUCGGUGUUCUUGUGUUUCUCCACCAGCAGUUCCAAGCAAACUAACAGCAUCACCAUGCUGGGCAGUGCCAUCCGCCUGUCCCCCGGACCAAUCCCCAGGCCCAAAAACAGCUGCCCGGCCGGCACCAAACUCCCGCAGCUGUCCAGAGUGCUUCCUGCUGCUCGUGAUGUAGAGAACUCAAUCAAGAAGCUCUGCAUCCUCACUGCCAUAAAGCCUUCUAAUGUAGAGAAAGAGAAGGCCAGGUUUUUCAAAGGAGACUUUAAAUACAAUCCUCAGUUUGAGUACAGCAACCCUCUGCCUCCACAAGUACUAGCAAAGCACAGCACCGCUUCAGACCGCUUCCUCACACAGGCUGUGCGGAUCAUGGAGUUGGCCUUGCAGAAAUACGGCUCCUAUGAGAAGUUUGAACAGGCUACUGGAGGAAACAUCCUCACCAAGAGCCGCAUCUGGUACCAUGUCAAAAAAUACAUGGAGAAGGAAGGAUGCAUGGGAGAGAUUGUGGUUAAUCUCACUGAUGACCUCCUGUCCAGAGCGUCUAUGACUGUGGUGAACAGCAGACCUACACUCACCAUUAACAUCUCUACUGCCAGAGAGCAGUGGCUGGAGGGGAUGCUGAGGCAUGAAAUCGGUACGCACUACUUCCGUGGCAUCAACAACAGUCACCAGCCGUGGGGCAGCAGCGGCGGCAGGAAGAAGCACGGUCUGCGGCCUAUCAACCCCACUGAGGAGGGUCUAGCCAGCAUCCACAGCGUGCUCUUCCGCAAGGACCCCACGCUGUGGCGCGCCGCCCUGCUCUACUACACCGUCUACCAGGCCAGCCGCAUGUCCUUCUCACAGCUGUUUCACAACCUGGGCCGGUUCCUGCACGACCCCAACACGCGAUGGGACUACUGCGUCAGAGCCAAACGAGGACAGACCGACACGGCACUGCCAGGUUGUUUCAGUAAGGACCAGGUUUAUCUAGAUGGCAUCCUGAAGAUCCUCAGACACAGAGACAAGAUUGACUUCCAGCUUCUCAUGGCUCUGGGAAAGGUGUCGUAUGAGGACGUGGAGCGCCUGAAGAGUCUGGCUCUGAUGGAGCAUGUGCGGAUUCCUCACUUCCUGCAGGACCAAGCGCGCUACACGGAGCAGCUUCAUAAAAUCAUGGAGGUCAACCAGUUAACUGAUGAGGAGCUGUGCAUACUUAUCUGAACAUGUGACCUCUGACCUCCAGCAUGAAUCUCACAAAACCUGUCCAGGUCAUACAUUACCAUUCAUAAACAAAAACAUGUUCAGGUCAUAUUUCACUAAAACCUAAAGAAAGAUGAAAUUACUUUUAGCAUUAAAAAGUAAGCUUAUUUUUAGAAGCAUUAAAUAUUUGUGAAUUUUCAAAAAUUAUUUUAAUGACACUUAGGGCCUCUAACCUCAGAUUCUUGUAAUUCUCGUACCUCAUUUAGCGCAAAUUUACAAAAAUCUCAUUUCGAUUACUGUAAUGUGAAAAUUAAUUAUAUCACAGACAUUAAUCAUUACUAAUAUUCCAACACGUAAAAACAAAUGACCAAAUUACAAAAUGUUACAAUGCAAAAAAUCUUAAUAGUUUUAAAACAGGCUCAAUUUGAGCUCUUCAUGCUUUUUUGUUUUUUUGAUGAGUUUUGCCCUGAGGUGGAUUGGAAAAUAAAGAGAUUUCUGGGAUAGAGACUCAAACAAUCAGUCUACAUAGGGGCCUAUGGAGCUUUUUUUUUUUUUUGGUAAAACUUGUAA